This is a messenger RNA of Sycon ciliatum, 4037 nucleotides long. Its product is annotated as very low-density lipoprotein receptor-like. Gene Ontology annotation, cellular component: plasma membrane. Lineage: Eukaryota; Metazoa; Porifera; Calcarea; Leucosolenida; Sycettidae. The coding region runs from base 562 to 1812 and encodes 416 amino acids. The record is from RefSeq and is a predicted model, not a curated record. Gene Ontology annotation, molecular function: protein binding. The transcript has 12 exons.
UUCGUCCAGGCCACGACCAGUUGACUUCUGGUCAGUUUGAGUCGAAAUAUCUACAGCUGACACUAGUAUGGUAACAGUUAGUGAGUUAGUAGCAGUAGACCCACUACUACACUCUACAGUACAAGAGCCGAGUUUUACAUCUCAUUUUGUCAGAAGCAGGUGAAGUAGGCACGUCACUUAGUCUUUGCAGCUACAUGUAGCUGCAUGCACACAGCAUUUCGAAAUAUUUGAAAUAGAGACGGAAGCUGUUGUGUGUGUAAGCGAAUCAAGGCUACUAAGUACUAGUAGUAGCGCAAGGACAUGGAUGUUGUAGUGGAGUACUCCGAGUAACAGUGGUUGGUAGAGCACCGCAGAGUGGGAUACUGAAUACCGCACGCUGUCAGCCAGCACGGCGCACAGCAGGCGUAGGAAGUAGAAACGGAGGCACUUAGCAUCAGGUCGGGGGACACACAAAGAUAAUAAUUUUUGGUCACUCCUGCACCAGAACUUCUUGCUACCCUGGUGACGUGUCGUUCCUGAGCAGUACUCUGUCUCUGCGUGUCGUCUCCUUCCCCAAGAAAGAUGUUGAUUCUACAGCAUAUGUACCUGCUUGCGGCGCUGUUGGCGGGGUCGUCGACACUCACACCAGGCCUGGCAUCUGUUGAUGAUGAAACCUGCAGAGAUCACCUGUCGUUCUUGUGCAGCGACGGCACUCAGUGCAUACCACGGCAGUGGCAUUGCGACGGUGCUGUGGAUUGCAGAGAUGGGUCUGAUGAGGGAGUGGACCUUUGUGGAACUACCGUCCAACCAGCCCCAAAUUGCCCCACAGACUUCCUGAAGUGUGGACAAAGCCAAACUCAUCCCGGACAAUGCGUUCACGAAAAGGACUGGUGUAAUGAUGUGCCAGAUUGUGACAAUGGCGUUGACGAGGACUUUUGUAUCCAUGGCCCUGAGGGGAACACAGGGCACUUGUACUGCUACCUUCCGCGGAACUUCCGAUGUGCAAAGCGCGAUAUCGGCCUAUUCAAUAACUGUGUCUUUCCCUCACAAGAAUGUGAUGGGGUGGUGGACUGCACUGAUGGCACAGACGAGCUGCCAGGGCUGUGCAAUAGUUCACUCCGGACCACGACACCACCAAGCACAACAGCUGUACCUAUCUGCAACGGCUUCAGAUGCCAGAAUGGCCGAUGUAUUAGUGCAGCUAGUGAAUGCAAUGAUGUAGACGACUGUGGAGACGGAUCAGAUGAACUGAACUCGCUGUGCACUGGUCAUGACUGUGGAGAUCCAUCACGCAUACCCUGCACUCUUGCCAGCACUGGUCAACUGGGCUGUGUCAAUGCAUCACUGGACUGUGAUGGUCACAGUGACUGCGCCAAUGGUGCUGAUGAAGACCCCAUACUUUGCUCAUCACAAACAUGCUCGUCGCCGAUGGUCCGGUGCAAUGACACCGGCAGUUACCGGUGUGUGGCCAGGUCGGCAAUCUGCGAUGGUGUGCAGGAUUGCCGGUCUGGAGGAGAUGAGAAGGCCUGCUCCAGCCCAGUCGCACCAACUGAACGCCAGAAUCCCAACCCAGUUCCUGUUACCGACAACACAAGUGACAAUCUAGUGGUGAUUAUUUCAUGCACUGUUGGUGGAGUAGUAUUGAUUGCGCUAUUCGUGGGAGCAAUGGUCUAUAUGAGUCGGCGCAAGACAAAGGCCAGCACACUGGCGGCAGUGUACAAUGACAACAGAACGCUGGUCCGUGACAACAGCAUUGUCAGCGGCACCAGCGCCGUUAACAAUACCAGUAUGGCGGCCAAACCAGCUGAGACUGACCCUGGGACUGCAGUCUAGCAGCUUGUCUAGCAGUGUUGAUCACGGUCAAAACACUAUUCUAAUUAUUCGCUUGCUUUAAUACAUGUACAUCAUGCAAAAACACCAUACUAAUUAUUCGCUUAUUUACAUCAUGCAUUGACUCAUUCCUUUGCCUUAUUUGUCGCUACUGAUUGCAGAAAUUCAUAAUAAAUCCGCGUUCUUUUACAUUCGCCACUACAAUGCACUAAGAAGCAUAUCGGUGGUACCCACAAUUCACGAACAGCUGAUAUUGUUGGCCUGCUCACGCAUAUACUGGUACUAGGAUGAUGUAUUUAUCCAAGCCAGUAAAGUCAGCAAUAUAUUUGCCAGUGUGUUCUUUUUUUCAUUCUUAUCAGCUUUUCUGCAUUCAAAACCAUUAUUGGAAUGAAAAACAUCAUUCUGUGGGAUGUACGCAUGCAGUGUGUACAGCUUGUCUCAAUUUUAUCUACUCUGUACUACUGAGGAGGAUUGUGCUGGUACGACAAUUCUGAAACCCAGCUUACUCAGUGUUUGUUGUUGUAUACUCUUUAAGGUGGUGAUCAAAACAGGCACAAGCCUCGUUGCAUUGAACGUCUGAACAUUCGAUUUCCCUGCGUAUUAAUACCAAUGGGAUGCGUACACCGGACAACAAGAACAGACUGAGCAUGACAAUGCAGCACUGUAGAGGAUGCAUGCAACAGGAAACCAACCAGCAUAAUGAUAGGCCUGGUACGGUACACUCGAUCUCUGGACAGCUACUUUAGCUGUUUCGACCUUCUUGGGUCUCAUCAGCUGAGAUCAUAAUGACUGGUUGAACUGAUCACAAUGAAAAUGGCCCAACGCAGCAAAAAUCAGAGUACAUGACAUACAUAGUGUUAAUUGUAGUGUAAUGAGUAGCAUCAUGACAGAACUCUAUCCCUAGGCAUAUCAAUGUCUGUCUCCAGGUUUCUCCUGCCUACUCCCCACACUCACUCGCAUUGAUCUAACGUGUGUACUUGUAUAAGAACCGCAGCCUGCCUGCUGUACCAAUGACUCAUGCAUUCAUGUACCGCUGCACUUGCUGGCUGCGCAUCACUAACCCUUCCCCUUCCACAGUCCCCGCAUGCACUGAACGCAGUACUCGGGUGCGCGUGCGUAUUCAUGUCUGAGUGCACUGCCCUCGGGCUCCAUCUCUACAUGGCAUCUCGUACUGGGCACGCUGCUUCCGGUCGCUGCUGUGUGCACGCAGCACCGCCGUCCAUUCCGCUCUCUGUCUUCUUUACUCAGUGAUUCCCGAUUGGAAUCACUCUUCGUUUCUGCUCUCCUUACAGUUAGUUGUGCUUUUCCGUGUCCGAUAAUGUUCCCCCUUCUGCAAUAAAGAUUCAGGCGAAACUACUCUAAGUAGCUACUGCUACAUGGCGCAGUGAACAGGAUCAGUGAUUAAAAAAAAUAACAUUGAUCCGCAACGAACCUGGUCUGCAACUUCAGGAUCUAGGAUGGCUCGCGUUCGACAACGCCGGCGAUCGCGAUAAAUCUCAGGAAGUGGAGACGAAACUCUCGGCGUACGUCACGCCCGUGGCCAACGUCGUCCACGGACGAACGAUGUUCGAACGCGACACACAGUCGCCAUCCGAGACCGUGGACGAGUCACUUCUGCGUCGUCUCUACGGCGGCGCGGACAACGGCGACUUCAAGGACGCUCGCGAUGACCGCAUCCGCGAUCGCUUCACGAUCACGACACACCACUGCAAGCCAACGACCCACUGCAACGGCUUACUGCAACAGCUUACUGCAACGGCUCACUGCAACGGCUCACUGCAACGGCUCACUGCAACGGCUCACUGCAACGGCCCACUGCAACGGCUUACUGCAACAGCUUACUGCAACCGCUUACUGCAACGGCUCACUGCAACGGCUCACUGCAACGGCUCACUGCAACAGCUCACUGCAACGGCUUACUGCAACGGCUUACUGCAACGGCUUACUGUAACGGCUUACUGUAACGGCUUACUGCAACGGCUUACUGCAACGGCUCACUGCAACGGCUCACUGCAACGGCCCACUGCAACGGCUCACUGCAAUGGCUCACUGCAACAGCUCACUGCAACAGCUCACGGCUACCGCUACAUUAAUCACACACUUUUUUUCUUUUUCUUUUUGGGUUACAUUUUUUCCUUUUCUGGUUUUCUGGGUUUGCAUUAAAUUUGUAUUGCAUUUUCAUCCAUUGUGUUUCUUUUGCUCGUAAAAGAGGCUUCGUGUAUGCAAAA